Westerdykella ornata is the source of this 2109-nucleotide messenger RNA. RefSeq lists its product as uncharacterized. The record is from RefSeq and is a predicted model, not a curated record. Lineage: Eukaryota; Fungi; Ascomycota; Dothideomycetes; Pleosporales; Sporormiaceae. The transcript is spliced from 4 exons. Bases 1 to 2109 code for a protein of 702 amino acids.
AUGGCCGAUCCCUAUGUGGUCAAUCCGUUCGCCGAUACCAUUAUCUUUCUGAAGAACCCCACGGUAGAGUUUGCUGUUUGGGAGAGCCAUGACACACAGUUGGACCGUGGCGCGCAGAAUGGAAACGACGGGGAUGGUUCCGAUAUCCACGAAGACAAGGAUGAAGGCCCAGACUCGAAAGAGUCCGUCGACUCGCUCAUCAACUGUACGGACUCUUCGAACCUCCAUGACCAAAGCAGCCCUAUGAUAGAGUACCACGUCUCCUCGAGUCACUUGAUACUAGCCUCGAAAGUAUUCUCCGUCAAGGCAUCACCGCGCUGGGGGCAGGACAAGCAGGCUGACGGCAAAUACCACCACACUGCGGAAGGAUGGGAUCCAGAAGCCUUCCUGAUUCUGAUGCAGAUACUCCACCUCAAGCAUUCAAAACUGCCGGCAAAGGUGACCCUCGAUAUGAUGGCAAAGCUAGCCGUUCUUGCCGACUUCUACGAAUGCGAAGAGGCUGUCGAAGUGCUCAUUCAGAAGUGGAUUAAGGCUUUGAGGCAGGAAUCUGGGCUUCCUGCCGAGUAUUGUCGCGAUAUGGUUCUUUGGAUCUGCAUUGCGCGGGUUUUUGGUUUGACGGAUGUUUUCGCACAUUGUAUAAGGACAACGAUGUACACCGUUCGAGAACCGAUACAAACUCUAGGUCUUCCCAUGUGGGAUUUAGACAUCAAGCUCCUGACUAGUUACAAGAAGUUGGCUCAGGAUGCGCUCAUGAUCGAGCUGGCGAAGAAGAUCAGAAAGUAUCGAAGUCCUUCGUACAUAUGUCCUCAGGAAUACGGAGAAUUCUCCAACCGUUGCAGACGUCAUCUCCUAAGGGCAUUUAGCAAGGCCUGGGAAUACGUAGUAGCGGCUUACCCGGACCUGAAGCCUGAUAUCACAUUUGAGGAAUACUGGGCACUUUCUUCCCAACAUAAGGGCGCAGCCGCUCUUCUCAAGACGAGCCUCAAAACGGUCGAGGAUAGACUCCAUGAUCUGAUGAACGAUCCGAAGUUUCAACAACCCAAGUGCGAUCCGGCUCAUGACCCUACGCACGCACGAUGCAACUUUAAGCACCAACUGAAAUCGACCCUUCCGUUCAUAAAGAAAGCACUAAGACCGUGCGAUCUCCAGCAGAAACACACCAGCACCCCAUUACACGGACCUGACAACGCUUCCGAGAGACGCUUCCUGGAUGUGGCUGGAGGCGAAUUGGUUAGCCGAACCGUCACAUUUCUGAGUCAAGAGUUGAGAGUUUCGUCGCGCCAUCUGACUUUGGCUUCCCCGAUAAUCAGAGAAGAUUUCACCAAGCACAUCUCAACGGGCCAGACUUGUAGUAGUCCGAAGUACGAUCUCGAAGUCCGGUGGUAUGAUGAGGACCGGUUCCACACAUUUAUGAAUGUUUUGCAUCUUCGCAAUUGGAAGGUUCCUAAAACUUUGUCAUUGGCCGACAUUGCCGCCGUCGGCGGGCUAGUGAGGAAGUACGAUUGCGCGGAAGCAUUUUCGGAGUGGGGCAGCAUGUGGAUUAUGGCACUUCCGCCCUUGAGGUCUGAUAAGGAAUUAUCGACGUUGGCAUUGCUCGGGCGGGUUCAUGCCGCCUGGCUGUUUCAACUGCCGGACGUUUCUAAGAUCAAAACAUUGGAAGCCGUUAGGAUGAGCAGGGGAACGGAAACGGAAAUAAAAAACUUUCGACCUCUUGCACGCGUUUUAUUGAAGGUGCAUACAAUGCGCCGGGCUGCGAUCCGCAAGAUUGCCGACGAUAUUCUCAGCUUGCCCUCUGCUCAGGCGCUAAAGGAGCGGAAGUGUGCUAAAGGGGUCAAGACGUCUCUCGAAUGCGCUUUGGAAGUUUUGGGCCUGCAGCACGAUCCAUCGACCGGGCCACAUACGGCACUGAGGCUUCAAGAUCUAUAUGAUCGGGUACAGCAAGAGCCCUCUCCGGAUUCCUGUUGCCUUGCGCAGCUCCUCGGCGUGAAGGACGUGGUAGAGCGCGUUUGGGCGCAGCCGCCACAGCCGGAAUUGCAUCCUAGCGUUCAAACACUGCUAAGUGAAUACCGGAAUCGGAGUGCCUGGGAUCGAACAUCGGUGAGGCAUUGA